This is a messenger RNA of Anneissia japonica, 785 nucleotides long. RefSeq names its product extensin-like. The record is from RefSeq and is a predicted model, not a curated record. The transcript has a single exon. Lineage: Eukaryota; Metazoa; Echinodermata; Crinoidea; Comatulida; Comatulidae. The annotation marks the transcript as partial.
ACUACCACACUUUCUCCAGCAUAGAUGUAUCCAGAGGCAACUCCAGUUACGCCCACAUCUCAAAAGCUCCGGCUUCAUCACCAACAACAGUUGAAGUCACUCAGGUAUCACCUCAUACACCAGGUGUUCACCAAAUCUUUCCAGCUUUACCACCAACUUCUGCUGCAGUUACGCCGUCACCACGUCUUCAACCAAGCAGGGGUCAUCAGACUAUCCCAGCUCCGACACCUACAUCAGUUGCAAUUAACCAGUCACCACCUCAUCCACCAGGUGUUCACCUAACCUUUCCAGCUUCACCACCAACUUCUGCUGCAGUUACGCAGUCACCACCUCUUCAACUAAGCAGUGGUCAUCAGACUAUUCCAACUCUGACACCAACAUCAGUUGCAAUUAACCAGUCACCACCUCAUCCACCAGGUGUUCACCAUACCUUUCCAGCUUCACCACCAACUUCUGCAGCAGUUACGCAGUCACCAACCCAUGAACCAAGCAAUGUUCAUCAGACUAUUCCAGCUCUGAAACCAACAUCAGUUGCAAUUACCCAGUCACUAUCCCGUCCACCAAGUGUUCACCAAACCUCUCCAGCUCCUGCAGUAAUGUCGCUAGUUCCAGCCACUUACUCACCAUCGGCUACAACAGCUACACUAGCCAAUUCAGGCAUGAUUAGUCCAGCUCCGCUUCCUUCGCUGCAGACUUCUACAUGGUCUAUACCACAAAUCUUGGUGUCGGCAAAGCCCCUUCAGACCUUUUCGCGUAGAGAUGCAAAUGUGAGGGUAGAGGAUUGG